AUAAACCGGAAGCAGAAUGGCGCCGGAAGCGGAAGAGCGCUGCUUUCAGCGCUGAAGGCGGAGGGGGUUCGUAUUGGCGCAGUGCUUGUCUUCGCGGCCGGGGUCGCGUACUGAGGGAUGAAAGCGUUCCGUUGAGGGUGUUCUGGAACCGAAAAGACACCGUGUCUGUUUCAGUUCCAUCUUGUCCAGGACUGGUUUCCCAUCUGCUCUCAGCAUGGCAACAUCACUUAGGGCUGUGUGGUCCAGCUGUCUCUGGGUGCGUUCAGUAGCUGCCUGUAAGCAAGUCCCACUACGAGUUGGAGCUGUAUGUCAUGCUUGUCAUAAAUCGACGUACUCAGUGCUCCCUGAAGACUACAACUGCAAAGUGGAACUUGCCUUGACAUCAGAUUCGAAGACAAUUGUCUGCUACCACCCUUCACUCGAGAUUCCAUACGAGCACACACAACCUGUGCCACGACCAGAUCCAGUGAAUAACAAAGAAGAAACUCUUGAUCAAGUUUUAAAAUCCAGAUUGAAUGAAGAAGAGCUAAAGAAUGAUAGAGGACUUACAAUUGAAGAGCUCAGCAAAAUGUUUUACACUACAAAACAUCGGUGGUACCCUGUGGGACAGUAUCACAGAAGACGGAAGAAUCCUAAUCCUCCUAAAGACAGAUAAUUAAGAUGACUUCUCGCUCACGAGCAUGUUGUUAUUAAUCUUUAUUUGAAAUAAAAGAAAAAAUACAGAAGUGUU
This is a messenger RNA of Meleagris gallopavo (turkey), 730 nucleotides long. The record is from RefSeq and is a predicted model, not a curated record. NCBI's taxonomy places the organism in Eukaryota, Metazoa, Chordata, Aves, Galliformes, Phasianidae.